This is a messenger RNA of Trichoderma gamsii, 2364 nucleotides long. RefSeq lists its product as hypothetical. NCBI's taxonomy places the organism in Eukaryota, Fungi, Ascomycota, Sordariomycetes, Hypocreales, Hypocreaceae. The record is from RefSeq and is a predicted model, not a curated record. The transcript has a single exon. The coding region runs from base 1 to 2364 and encodes 787 amino acids. Gene Ontology annotation, molecular function: protein binding.
AUGAAGCCCGCAGAUAGCGCUUCCGCCGCAAUUAGGGGCGCCACGCUGGCCUUUCAGAGAGACAAGCUCGAGCAGAAACAGCAGCAGCAGGGGCAGCAACAAGAGCCGUCGACGACGACGAGACAGCCCUUGGGGCGAAAUCACAGCCACGUCGUCGCGGGCAAGAGAGACAAUGGCGCCUAUACGGCUGCGACGGAGGCGGUUCGAUCGACAGGCACGGCGGCGGCCAACGGCUCGAAUAAUCACACGAUCGGCACGCGAGCGCACCUUGUCCCAGGGAGGACCAUUUCGACAGCCUCGGCACCGGAGCCAUCAGCGGUGGGAUUAGGUGCUUCGAGGCCGCAGCAGCUUGAAGGCCAGCAGCAGCAGCAGCGUCAUACCGGCGGAGGUGGUGGCGCCUCAGCGGCGUUUGCCUCUCAAGCUGCGCAUCUGGGCCUGGCGCCGGCGGCUGCGCGGAUGGAUGGCAGGAAUCAGAGCCUCAUUGCGGCGACGCUGGCUGCGAGUCGGAGUGCGAGCCCUACGAGACCGGCGGCGACGAAUACGGGGACGAAUACGGCGAAGAUGGCGGGCAGGAGGGCGGAGAGCGUGAGGACGAUGAGCUCUGCGAGCAGUGCUGGGGGAAGCGAGGUUGUGGAUUCGGGGCCGUUGGCUUCUGCAGGAUCGUUGAUAUCGAUGUUUGAGCGAGGGAAUGGAAAGGGUCCUUCGCCGCCAGAGUCCGUCGUCAGCGGUGCUGGAGCUGAAGACAAGAUCAAGCUCAGGCCGGCAGUGACGGUGGUGACGGCCAGCGAUCAGCCGCAGCAGAAGAAAGUCAAGAAGCCAAAGAAGACGCCCGCGGUGGUCAAGCGAGAUACGCGGGCGCCGCCGCCGACGCCUCCUCCCGCGACCAGGACGCGCCGAGACCCGAUGGCUGAGACAGCUCCGGGAGGGGACGGAAAGUCAAUGACGGCGGCGGCGGAGGUGUCGGGACCUGGGCAGCGGAUUGAUCAGCGAGAGAGCUUGGGGUUGCAAACUGCGCAGAAACAACAACGGGAGUCCAAUGAUAAUAGUAAUCGUCAAUCCGAACAGCCUACAACAACCAAAUUGAAAGAGAACAAAGCUGCCACUCCGCCCCAAAGGCCCAUGACUCCAGCAGCUGCUACAACGCAUACAUCAACAUCAACAUCAACAUCAGCACCAGCACCAGCUCCUUUACCACAGCACAAACCCAACCCCACGAGCUCGCAUCCACGAUCAGAAACUACGACAUCACCGCCGCGAGCGAUCCAUCCCUCUACGCCUCCGCCUCUCAAACCUCUUAUGAGCAGGACUGUCGCUGAGGUCGUGUCCCCGCAGCCGACGCGGGUGACCAAGACUCCGUUGAGUCCCAUGGCCUCUCCGCACUUGACACUGAACCCGUCUAUACAUGUUGCUCUAGCAUCACCUUCGCCGGAUCCGCCAAAGAAACGGCAAGAUGUCUUAGUGGUGAAACGACCUCCUACACCGCCGAAGCCGAGGGGCAAUGGCCAUAAACGUACAGGCAGUGAUGAGCCUAAGUUACGAGGCAGGUCUUAUAGCCAUCAUUUAGAUGCGGCGGCGGCGAACCAGUCGCGGGCUUCUAUAGCUUCUGCAAUGCGGACGGGGCAGUCUGUGUCUCCCCAGCAUUCAGGGUCCUCUCGCCCUUCUUCUAUGUUCCUGUCUAGGAGACACUCCAUGGUGAGCGCGCCGUCGCUCGGCACUGCGACGCCGGGCCAUACGCCGCUAGACAAUCUUACCGAUGCCAUCAUGGCCGGAUCGCUCGCCUCGUCUCGCCUAACGCCGCAUCAUACCGGUUCGAAACUGGCUCCUCCUCCGGUGCCGAAACGGCAAAAGUCGCCUCGAUUGUUGCAUACGCUGCGGAAUCCUCACCAGGUAUCUGACGAUGAGGAGGAUUCUCACAAGAAGGGGCAUCGGGCCCUGCUGAGAAAAGGCAAGCAUGCGCACCACGAGGGAUCGAGGAAGAAGUGGCGGGAAGAGAUUAGGCCGCGAGAGAGGAAACGCUACGAGGCGCUGUGGGCGUCGAAUCGCGGCAUCAUGCUGACGGACACGCGGCUGAUGAGUCCCGCCACGAGCAUCAGCAGCAAUCUGGACAGAGACGUCUCGCAGUGCGUGGCAAACGUGGUGGUGAGGGAGGUGUGGAAACGCUCGAGGCUGCCGCUGGAUGAGCUGGCCGAGAUAUACGACCUGGUGGACCGGAGCAGGAUGGGGAUGCUGAGCAGGGCGGAGUUUGUGGUUGGGACGUGGCUGGUUGAUCAGAGGCUGAAGGGGCGGAAAGUGCCUGCAAGGGUGACAGAUAGUGUCUGGGGGAGUGCGAAUGGGGUGACUGUGAAGGGGCCGAAUGGGAAGUGA